This is a messenger RNA of Microbotryum saponariae, 1342 nucleotides long. Lineage: Eukaryota; Fungi; Basidiomycota; Microbotryomycetes; Microbotryales; Microbotryaceae. The record is from the annotation of a GenBank genome assembly.
AUGUCGUGAGUUUGUCGGUCAUGCAAAAGGCCAUAUACGCAUGCUGCUGACUCCGUCCCCAACACAUCUCCACAGCUCCACCGUUCCCGCGAUCGAUGCGUCCGAGCUCGCGGCGACUCAAACCGCCGGCUACAAGGUGCGCCGUGCUUCACGGCAGUCCAGCUGGUAUUUAUUAGGUAUCAAAAGCUGAUGAUGGGCACGUUCGCGUUCCAGGUCGGAGCGGAAAGAUCCUUGGCCGAAUUAGCCGAGGCAAGUUGCUACGCGUCACCUUUCAGAGUGCCGCACAGGCGUCAAGUUGUCGUGGGGGAGCCAUCCUCCGCUGCCUCUCCGUCGUGUGGGGGUGCGGUCGACGUGGCUAGCACCGACGGUCGCGCCUGAGCAAACUACGCGCUCGACACCCCGGGUCUGUAGCUGACCCUUUCCCGUUGUUGGUCUGUGUCCGGUGCAGUUGGACAAGGAGGACGAAUCAUUGGCUAAGUGGAAGGCGUCGUUGGGGCUAGAUGCGAAUGCCGUAGCCAGUGGUUCAGCAGGUCCGUUCAGCCAUCCAUCUCACUCACGCGACGUUUGCACGUCACACUCGCCGUCGGCAACGCGUGUCAGCCCCUGGACGCGUGUUGAGGGAGGAGAUGACGAUGCUGAUCGAAUCUUCUGCUAUAUGAGCAGCAGCCGGGCCCAAAGUGGAAAUGAUCUCCCUCACGCUCACGUCGAACCGACCGGCAGGACCUAUCGUGCUCGACUUGAAGGACCCUAAACAAUUGGCUGGCGCGGCUCGUAAGUCCGCGGAGGAAUGAUCUUGCUGGCAAGGAAAUCACUUGGAGCGGAAAGCUGAUGAGAUGCGUUCGCGCGUGAGCUCUUUGCAGCCGUCGUUAUCAAGGAAGGGUCCGAGUACACGGUCGAGAUCAAAUUUCUCGUCAAGUCAGUCAAUUCCCGGGCCUGAUGCUUUUUGUCCUCGCUGUGCAUCUUCUCAGGCCACUCACGACUCUCUCUCCAUCCCACCAGAUCUCUCGUCGCAGGCCUCAAAUACAUCCACGUCGCCAAACGCAUGGGUCUCUCGGACAAACUCGAACACAUGAUCGGCUCGCGAGGCCCUUCCACCGACCCCGUCGUCGCUAAGUUGCCGACCGAGGAAGCACCGAGUGGGAUGCUGGCGAGGGGCAAGUAUGUCGUCAGGUCACGCGUCAUCGAUGAUGAUGGGGCUGUCUAUCGUGAGUUUUUGGAAGAUGUUUCGUUGGGGCCAAGCUCUGUCCGGAGCUUGAACUGCAAUUGUUGGCUGACUCUCAGCCUCGAUACUUUGCUCACAGUCGACGCGACUUGGCAAUUCGAACUCAAGAAGGAUUGGUAA